Messenger RNA from Myotis daubentonii (Daubenton's bat), 2432 nucleotides. It is a transcript of the gene SLC1A7, whose product is annotated as solute carrier family 1 member 7. Lineage: Eukaryota; Metazoa; Chordata; Mammalia; Chiroptera; Vespertilionidae. Gene Ontology annotation, molecular function: L-glutamate transmembrane transporter activity; glutamate:sodium symporter activity; neutral L-amino acid transmembrane transporter activity. The transcript has 11 exons. Gene Ontology annotation, biological process: L-glutamate transmembrane transport. The record is from RefSeq and is a predicted model, not a curated record. The coding region runs from base 96 to 1820 and encodes 574 amino acids. Gene Ontology annotation, cellular component: plasma membrane.
GGCUGGCAACUGGUGCUUAGCAACCCUGACCGCCUGCCUGCUGAGGAGCCAAAGCCCCCAGCCAGGACCCUGUGCCCCCGGCUGGCCUCACGUGCAUGGAAUGGUGCUGUGCCCGGUGCCAGCAGGCUGGGCUCACCAUGGUGCCGGGUGCCAUCCUGGCACGAGGGAGGGAUGUUUGUAAGCGGAACGGACUGCUCGUCCUGUCUGUGCUGUCUGUCACCGUGGGCUGCCUCCUCGGCUUCUUCCUGAGGACCCAGCGCCUCUCACCACAGGAAAUUAGUUACUUCCAGUUUCCUGGGGAGCUCCUGAUGAGGAUGUUGAAGAUGCUGAUCCUACCGCUGGUGGUCUCCAGCUUGAUAUCCGGCCUCGCCUCUCUGGAUGCCAAGACCUCCAGCCGCUUGGGCAUCCUCACGGUGGCAUACUACCUGUGGACCACCUUCGUGGCAGUCAUCGUGGGCAUCGUCAUGGUCUCCAUCAUCCACCCGGGCGGGGCGGCCCAGAAGGAAGAGACGGAACAGAGUGGGAAGCCCAUCAUGAGCUCAGCCGACGCCCUCCUGGACCUCAUCCGGAACAUGUUCCCGGCCAACCUGGUAGAAGCCACAUUCAAACAGUACCGCACCAAGACCACGCCCGUGGUCAAGUCCCCCCAAGUGGCAUCGGACGAGGCCCCUUCUCAGCGGAUCUUCAUCUAUGAGGUCCAGGAAGAGAAUGGCUCUCACAUUCAGAACUUUGCCCUGGACCUGAUCCCACCACCCGAGGUCAUCUACAAGUCAGAGCCUGGCACCAGCGAUGGCAUGAAUGUGCUGGGCAUCGUCAUGUUCUCUGCCACCAUGGGCAUCAUGCUGGGCCGCAUGGGUGAGAGCGGGGCCCCCCUGGUCAGCUUCUGCCAGUGCCUCAAUGAGUCCGUCAUGAAGAUCGUGGCAGUGGCUGUGUGGUACUUCCCCUUCGGCAUUGUGUUCCUCAUCGCCGGCAAGAUCCUGGAGAUGGAUGACCCCACAACUGUCGGGAAAAAGCUGGGCUUCUAUGCAGUCACCGUAGUGUGCGGGCUGGUGGUCCAUGGCCUCGUCAUCCUGCCCCUGCUCUACUUCUUCAUCACCAGAAAGAACCCCGUCGUCUUCAUCCGCGGUGUCCUUCAGGCCCUGCUCAUCGCACUGGCCACCUCCUCCAGCUCGGCCACACUGCCCAUCACCUUCAAGUGCCUGCUGGAGAACAACCACAUUGACCGGCGCAUCGCCCGCUUCGUGCUGCCCGUGGGCGCCACCAUCAACAUGGACGGCACUGCGCUCUACGAGGCGGUGGCUGCCAUCUUCAUCGCCCAGGUCAACAACUAUGAGCUGGACUUCGGCCAGAUCAUCACCAUCAGCAUCACAGCCACCGCAGCCAGCAUCGGGGCAGCUGGCAUCCCCCAGGCCGGGCUCGUCACCAUGGUCAUCGUGCUCACCUCUGUGGGCCUGCCCACGGACGACAUCACCCUCAUCAUUGCUGUCGACUGGGCUCUGGACCGCUUCCGCACCAUGAUUAACGUGCUGGGGGAUGCGCUGGCCGCGGGGAUCAUGGCCCACAUCUGCCGGAAGGACUUCGCUCAGGACACGGACACCGAGAAAGCGCCGCCCUGCGAGACCAAGCCGGUGAGCCUGCAGGAGAUCAUGGCGACCCAGCAGAACGGCUGUGUGAAGAGCGUGGCGGAGGCCUCCGAGCUGACCCUGGGCCCCACCUGUCCCCACCAUGUCCCCAUCCAGGUGGAGCAGGAGGAGGAGCCGGCUGCCGCCAGCCUGGACCACUGCACCAUAGAAAUCAGCGAGCUCGAGACCAAUGUCUGAGCCUGCAGAGCCGCAGCGGCCAGGGGAGGCCUCCAGGGUUGGAGCAAAGGGAAGGAUUUCAACUUACUGCCUCCUGAGCACACAGGGGCCAGCCUGACCCAUUCUUCCCACCCGGAGAGCUCGGAGUUCACUCCAUUUACCAAAAGUGGAGUCUCAGAGGGAAACCCCAGCUGGGGAGUGGUGGGCCGGCGUAGCCAGCCCCGGCUGUGACUUCCCAUCACGUUGGCCCGUGAGGACAGCAGGCAGGGGUGAGGGUCCAUCUCUUCUGGGUGACAGGGUUAAGGCUGAACACAUUUAUCCCAGGCCUCAGAGCAAGUCAGGGCUAGGACUCCAACACAAGUCUUUCAAGUCCUGGGCAGGCCCUCCUGGAGGCAGGGGCACCUGCAGGGCCAGAUGCCAAGAGAGGCUCUAGGGGCCCUGCCCUGUCUCAGAGCCCCGCAGCCACCACUGCUUUCAAUUUCUGAAGACGUAACAACAGUGCCCCGGGUCUACCCCUGUGUCCCAGCCCAGCCAGCCCUCCCGCCACCCCAUAACAUGUGGCCUCAAACAGCCCUCCCCAAAGAGGCCCCGCCCAGGACCAAGGCCUGCUGCCUUCCAUGUGCCACGGCCCGU